CGCGGAACAAGCUACGGUCUCCUGUACAGGCCAGAAGGCAUGGUGUCUUUGUGUCUUUUGUUUUCGCGUUUUUUUAAGAAGACUGGAAAUGGUCUAACUGUGAACCCGGAAGGUGGAACGCGCACUUCACAAAUGAAGAGGCAACCAACUGUCAAGCAGCACCUUGUGAAUGGGAAAGGAGCAGAGUGAGGUUACGGAACAGAGGCUGGUACCGUGACAUGGAGAUGCUUAAAAAACGAUUUCCUUUCCAUCGAAAGCCUCCCUAUCCUGAUCCAGUGCCACUGAGGAAAAGGAAAUCGCAGUUGUAUGGCACGGAGAAUGGGAGUUCAGGACGACAGGCAGGUAUUAUUGGAGCAAAUCCUUCCGUGGUACUUUUUAGCGUGUGUUUUCGUCUUCUCAACUGCUUCCUAGUACAAACCAGCUUUGUACCAGAUGAAUACUGGCAGUCACUCGAGGUGGCUCACCGCAUCACCUUUAAAUAUGGUUAUUUAACAUGGGAAUGGACACAGGGACUACGGAGUUACUUGUACCCACUCUUCUUUGCCAGCAUUUAUAAAGUUUUGCACCUUCUGAACAAAGACACAGUGCAGCUUCUGAUCAUCACCCCACGUAUUGUCCAAGCACUUCUUGCGGCGUUUUCAGAUGUCAAACUGUAUUCAUUAAUGAGAAGACUGGAAAGUCCAGACGUUGCCAGAUGGGUGUACUUUUGUCAGUUGUCUUCCUGGUUUACAUGGUACUGCUGCACAAGAACCUUAACAAACACCAUGGAGACUGUUUUCACAAUAAUAGCUCUGCACUAUUAUCCCUUGCAGGGUUCAAAGACGCAAAACAGUUUCAAGUAUCUCACUCUGGUUGCUUUGGCAGUCAUCAUCCGACCUACAGCAGCUAUCAUUUGGCUUCCUUUGCUAAUUUUUCACUUUUUUCAAGAAGACAAUAAAGUGAAAUUACUCCUGUAUAAUGCUGCUCCUGUAGGGAUAUUAAUUCUUGGAAUUUCUACAUUCAUCGAUUCUUUCUGUUUUGGGAAGUGGAUCCUGGUUCACUUAAACUUCCUGAAGUUCAACGUAAUUCACGAUGUUGCAUCAUUUUAUGGCUCCCAUCCAUGGCACUGGUAUUUCACUCAAGGGAUUCCAGUGGUCCUCGGUCCACACCUUCCAUUUUUUAUUCAUGGCACACUUUUGGCCCCAAAAAGAUACAGGAUACUACUCCCGGCUAUAGUCUGCACGGUUAUAGUGUACAGCUUGAUGGCUCACAAGGAAUUCCGGUUUAUUUAUCCCAUCCUACCUUUCUGCAUGCUGUUCUGUGGUCACUCGCUGGCAAAGCUAAGACGUUGGAGGAAGCCAGCUGUGUAUUUUCUGCUCUCCUUCAACCUGCUGCCAGCUCUGUACACUGGGCUUGUCCACCAGCGUGGCACACUGGACGUCAUGGCUCAUAUUCAGCAGCUCUGCCAGAAAGACAGCGCUGACAGCUAUGUGCACUUCCUCAUGCCUUGUCAUUCUACUCCAUUCUAUAGUCAUGUCCAUUGCCCAAUUCAAAUGGAGUUUCUGCAGUGUCCCCCAGACCUGAGUGGAAAUCAAAACUAUAUGGAUGAAGCAGACGUAUUUUAUUCUGAUCCAAUGAAAUGGCUUCAGCAAACAUUUCAUGCUGAAGCUCCAAUACCAACCCAUCUUGUGUUUUUUGAUAACCUGGAAAAGGACAUCCACUUAUUCUUAGAAAGUAAAAACUAUACAAUGGCAGCAACAUUUUUUCAUACACACGUUCCUGAAGGGCGCGUGGGAGAAAACGUUUUUGUAUACGAAAGACAUUUAUGAUGCACAGUAUUGAAUGAAAUAAAAAUUCAAAUG
Molecule: messenger RNA, 1841 nt
Organism: Erpetoichthys calabaricus (reedfish)
Lineage: Eukaryota; Metazoa; Chordata; Cladistia; Polypteriformes; Polypteridae
Gene: pigb
Product: phosphatidylinositol glycan anchor biosynthesis, class B
Exons: 13
Coding region: 219-1808 (529 amino acids)
Biological process (GO): GPI anchor biosynthetic process
Cellular component (GO): endoplasmic reticulum membrane
Molecular function (GO): alpha-1,2-mannosyltransferase activity
Source: RefSeq, a predicted model, not a curated record